AUGUUUGACCAGGAGGAAAACGUGGGGAACUCCGGGUACUCAACCCCGGUGCCCGAACUUGACGACCACCGGAACCAAUCCGUUUCUGUCCAACGACCUGACCGUCCUCGACGCGGAACAUUCGAUUCCUUAUACGGGCCAGGACAGGUGAUUGAGACGGGCCCAACACACAGCGAUUCGUUCCAGGGCACAAGGGUCCGAGAUUUUGAGGAAGCUGUUGUUGACGAGGAGGAUCAGGAGAACUCGCCAGUUUAUCGGAGAGAUCGGCGAGGAACUGUAGAGUCUGCUGCGUUAGAUGUUCGGUCUAUCUCACCCCCGAACUCGGUUAAGGCUUUCGCGGAAGCACGCCGAAGGGAGCGAGACCUCUCCUUCUCCGAGCCAACGAGACCUGAGCGUCGAGUCGAAGAGCCACCCGAGCUGCAGCGGGCUAACUCUAUCGCCAGUCGCCGUAGCUACCGCAGCAAGCAGCCGACGGUAAUUGAUGACACCGCCAGCCUGGCCACCAACAAAUCCGCGGAGGAAGACGUUUGCUUCCCCUUGCAAGAUGAUCAUAGGGAUGACAACUUGCAUAUCGAUUUCCACUACUUGGAGACCUUUAUCAAGGCUGAGAAUGAAGCCCGACAGUCAGCCCGCCGCCCCUCAGCCAUCCGUGUCUUCCCCGAUUUGCGGCCUGCCGAGCCCGAUGUUACCCCCACCGUACCAAUGGUAACACUGGAUGGGGAUAUCCUUUCGGCCCCUUCGGAGACGGAUAUUCGGCGGGAAAAGAGUCAUGAGACAGACGACGAUGCCGAGGCCAAAAGGACUUCACAACCGCCACAACCUCAGGUUGACCAGAGCCGGGUCAGUUUCUUUUCCUCAGCUUGGGAAUCCACGAUCCACGCUGCCGAUCUGGAGGGUUUGAUUUUGCCCGGGGAGGACAUUAGAGGGCUUUUCAGUUUCCCAAAGGGGGAGACUGAUGGAGUCUGGUGGCUCAAUAUGAACAAUCCCUCCGAAGAAGAAGUCCGUGCCGUCUGCAGAGCUUUUGGCAUCCAUCCCUUGACAAUCGAGGAUAUCACCACGCAGGAAUCCCGGGAGAAGAUUGAGCUUUUUCCAUCCUACUAUUUCGCCUCGUUCAGAUCGUUCUUCAUCGAGGUAGAGGAUACCACGGGGGAAAAGGAGUACGUGCCCUUCAACAUUUACGUGGUGGUGUUUCGCGAAGGCACGUUGAGCUUCAGCUACGCCAACAAUUCCCAUGCCUCACAUGUGAGGAAGAGAAUCACGAUGUUGAAGGACUAUGUCUCAUUAAGUAGCGAUUGGAUUUGCUACGCCCUGAUUGACGACAUUGUCGAUUCGUUCGCUCCCGAAAUCAGCAAACUUGAGCACGAAACCGACCAGAUCGAGGACGAUGUGUUCAUUGCUCGGUCCGACGACAUGGCUCAGUUCUUGAAGAAGAUUGGCAUUGCUCGCAAAAAUGUCAUGGGCUUGAUGCGCUUGCUCGGCGGAAAAGCAGAUGUCCUCAGGGGCUUCACCAAGCGCUGCAACGAGAACUACAAAGUCACGCCACGCAUGGACAUUGGUCUAUACCUCGGUGACAUCCAGGACCACGUGGUGACCAUGAUGACCAACCUGGGCCAUUUCGAGAAGAUGCUGUCUCGUGCACACAGCAACUACCUCGCUCAGAUUUCCAUCGACGGCAUCAUCCAGGGAACUGCUACGAACCGUGUCCUCAGCAAGAUCACCCUGCUGGCCUCCAUCAUCGUCCCGCUCAACGUGGUGACUGGUCUGUUCGGCAUGAACGUUCACGUCCCAUGGGGAGGCAUGGAGACUAUGGUCCCCUUCUACGUUAUUCUGGCCUUUUUCUUUUCAUUCUGCAGUUUGUCGUACAUUUUUGCGAAGCACAAAAAGUUGAUAUAA
This is a messenger RNA of Neurospora hispaniola, 1893 nucleotides long. RefSeq lists its product as uncharacterized. Gene Ontology annotation, cellular component: plasma membrane. The transcript is spliced from 2 exons. The coding region runs from base 1 to 1893 and encodes 630 amino acids. Gene Ontology annotation, molecular function: magnesium ion transmembrane transporter activity. The record is from RefSeq and is a predicted model, not a curated record. Lineage: Eukaryota; Fungi; Ascomycota; Sordariomycetes; Sordariales; Sordariaceae. Gene Ontology annotation, biological process: magnesium ion transmembrane transport; intracellular magnesium ion homeostasis.